AUAACAUCACCAUCCAAUAUCAUUGCGAAGACAUCAAAAAAAGGAAACAAAAUAAAAAAUGCCCGGCACGCCACUGCACGCUGCCGCUGCGAACGGUGUGAAUGGUGCGAAUCCUCUUGUGGCUGCCGGCGCAAACGGCCUGAAGCACACCGUCGGUAGGUAUGCCUUCGACCUGCCCUACCACCCAGACGACACCGAACGUCUCGCCCUCGGCAUUCUUGCCCUGUUUGCCCGUCUCGAGCGUCUCGAAAGUCUGGAGCCCAAUCCGCAGAACAGCAAGCUCUUCAACCAGCUCUUCGACCUCGUCACCACCACAAAGACCACCGUCGAGCAAGACAGCAAGAUCCUCUCCGACCCUCGCAUCGUCCCCCUCAUCCCGCGCCUCUGGACCCUCUGGGGCGACGCCGAAUACCUCCUCGAAGCCGACUUCGCCCGCAAAGUCAUCAAUGCCCCUGCCAAAACCACCGCCCUCAAGACAUUCAAUUCCUUCCCCUAUCUCGAUCAGUACAGGCAACUUGCCCGUAUGGAAGUCAACACUCUCGAUACUGCCCUGGGCGAGCUCUCUCUACCCCCGAUCCGCCGCAUUGCCUUCAUCGGCUCUGGUCCCACACCCUUCACGUCCUUGUGCUAUGCAGAGAGGUAUUCUGACGAUGUGAGCUACCACAAUAUCGACCGCAACCCGGACGCCAUUGCGCUCUCCAGCUCCUUGGUGACCUCAUGCGGCUUCAAGAACGUGUCCUUUGAGCAGAUCGAUGCCGACAGUCUGACGGAUUUGCGCGAGUUUGAUGUUGUACAUUUCGCUGCCAUGGUUGGCGCCGAUGCGGAUGCGAAGAAGGACCUUUUGGUGGGCGUGGCAAAGUGCAUGAGGCCGGGAGCAUUGAUUCUGUUGCGGAGUACGGAUUCUUUGAGGACAGUCUUGUAUCCGCGAUACGAGGUGGAUGAUACGGAGGUUCUGAGCCUGGUCACGCCAGUCGUGGCGACGAGGUAUUACGGUGGUGCAACGAGUCUGACGGCCAUUGUCGUCAAGGUCGAUUGAUAGACGAAUUAGACGCAUUGUGGGCUUUCGGUCAUAAUUAUAGAAUUAUAGACACGAACGUUGACGACAUCCGUAGCUAGAGGAGUCAUGCUGAAUGCACCUCCAGAAAUACAUUGUGUGUUCGAUCGUCCUUUUCCUUCACUCUUUCGACGAUCAAUGAAUGUAUUUGCCGCUGAUAUGUCUGACGGUAUGGUGUACGAGGGUCGAUAGUGAAUUGGCCUGCAUAAUAGCA
Messenger RNA from Pseudovirgaria hyperparasitica, 1268 nucleotides. RefSeq names its product nicotianamine synthase. NCBI's taxonomy places the organism in Eukaryota, Fungi, Ascomycota, Dothideomycetes, Acrospermales, Acrospermaceae. The transcript has 2 exons. The record is from RefSeq and is a predicted model, not a curated record. The coding region runs from base 59 to 1036 and encodes 325 amino acids. Gene Ontology annotation, molecular function: nicotianamine synthase activity. Gene Ontology annotation, biological process: nicotianamine biosynthetic process.